Molecule: messenger RNA, 1712 nt
Organism: Capsicum annuum
Lineage: Eukaryota; Viridiplantae; Streptophyta; Magnoliopsida; Solanales; Solanaceae
Product: serine/threonine-protein kinase RIPK
Exons: 5
Coding region: 192-1427 (411 amino acids)
Biological process (GO): protein phosphorylation
Molecular function (GO): ATP binding; protein kinase activity
Source: RefSeq, a predicted model, not a curated record
UAAAUCAUUUGACCUCAAGACUUAUUAUUCUUUCACACUUUAUUUAAUUUCCUCAUGUGUGUAUAUAUAUGCUCUCCAUAUCUCUUCUUGUUCCUUCAUCAUCAUUGUUAUUUAUUUCCUAUACCAAGUAUACACAUUAACCAGUGUUACAUUUAAUUUGCACCCAAAUUAAGUAACUCCAGAAUAGCAUUAUGGCUUUCUUGAAAGCUAUCCUACCUAAUUGCUUCAAAGUUAAGAUUAAUGAUGCAAUUAUUCAUCCAGAGGAAUCCAAGAAAAAUAUUAGUUCAAGGCUAGCUGUAUCAGAUAUAAGUGAUCCAGAAUUAUCAUUUUCCGUGAAUGAUCUUUCAUCAAAUGCUAUAAUUGGAUCAAACCUUCAUGUUUUUACUCAUGCUCAACUCAAAGUUAUUACAAGUGACUUUUCAUCCUGCAAUUUUCUUGGAGAAGGUGGAUUUGGACCUGUUCACAAAGGAUUCAUUGAUGAUAAAAUUAAGCCUGGUUUAGGAGGUCAACCUGUUGCUGUUAAGUUGCUGAACUUGGAAGGUGAUCAGGGCCACAUGGAAUGGCUGACAGAAGUAGUGUUACUUGGGCAAUUGAGGCAUCCAAAUCUAGUAAAGUUAAUUGGAUAUUGCUGGGAAGAUGAGCAAAGGCUUCUUGUUUAUGAGUACAUGACAAGGGGCAAUCUAGAGAACCAACUAUUUAGAAGAUGUUCGACUAGCUUGCCAUGGCAGAUCAGAAUGAAGAUUGCACUUGAUGCUGCAAAGGGGUUAGCUUUCCUUCAUGAGGAAGAAAAACCAGUAAUCUAUAGAGACUUUAAGGCUUCUAAUAUCCUGUUGGACUCGGAUUAUACGGCUAAGCUUUCGGACUUUGGAUUAGCAAAGGAUGGUCCUGAAGGUAGUGAUACGCAUGUCACAACUCGUGUUAUGGGCACUCCAGGCUAUGCUGCGCCCGAGUACAUGUUGACAGGAUAUUUGACAACUAGGAGCGAUGUAUAUAGCUUUGGAGUCGUCUUAUUAGAAUUACUAACAGGACGACAAGCGAUUGACAAGAAACGCCCUAGUAGGGAGCAAAACUUGGUGGAAUGGGCCAAGCCCUUCCUCCGGAAUGUGCACAAACUCAACAGAUUAAUAGACCCGAGACUCGAAGACCAGUACUCGACUCAAGGAGCAAAAAAGGUGGCUGCAUUGGCUUAUAAAUGCUUGAGCCAACAGCCCAAGUCUAGACCUACCAUGAGCAAUGUGGUCAAGAUUUUGGAACCUAUUUUGGACUUAAAAGAUAUACCAAUUGGUCCAUUUGUUUAUGUGGUUCCUUCUUUUGAAUGUAAAAGUGGAUUGAAGACAAAGGGGAAUAAUGAAGAAAAAAAGAAAGAAAAUAAGGUGCAAAUAAUUAGUGAUCAAGAUGACCAAGGAAGUGCAAGAGAAAAGAACUAAUCACCUAUCAUCCAAGUAAAAGUUCAAAAAUUUGAAAAAAAAAACCAUAGGAAUUAUUGCAAGUUAGCUAUAAAGGAAAAUCACAACCACCAUGUAUCGGAUAGGAUUGUGGUGGAAUAGUAAAGGUUCCUUCAUCCUUAAAUUAGUGUUUGAUACCAAUUUUGGAAUGAUUUUAUUUUUGAUAGGGAGUACUAAAAUCUCAGAAAUAACCUUUGUACGAAUGAAUACCAAUUAGUUGAGUUUAUGGAUUUCGAGCAUCAAAAAAUAAAUUGUCAAUUAGUGAUC